This is a messenger RNA of Amaranthus tricolor (Joseph's coat), 789 nucleotides long. Its product is annotated as secreted RxLR effector protein 161-like. NCBI's taxonomy places the organism in Eukaryota, Viridiplantae, Streptophyta, Magnoliopsida, Caryophyllales, Amaranthaceae. The transcript has a single exon. The coding region runs from base 1 to 789 and encodes 262 amino acids. The record is from RefSeq and is a predicted model, not a curated record.
AUGGAAAACUCCAAAAGAGGGUUUAUUCCUAUGCAACAUGGCAUUAAACUUUGCAAGACUAUGUGCCCAUCGAGUUCAGAAGACUUCAAGCGUAUGAAUAAUGUUCCUUAUGCUUCUGCAAUAGGAUCAAUCAUGUAUGCUAUGAUAUGUACUCGACCAGAUGUUGCAUUUGCUUUGAGUAUGUGCAGCAGAUACCAGUCCAAUCCAGGAGAUGCACACUGGAUAGCAACGAAAAAUAUCCUCAAGUACUUGAGAAGGACAAAGGAUAAUUUUCUGGUAUAUGGCGGAGCUAAUGAGUUGUUUGUCACUGGAUACACUGAUGCAAGUUUCCAAACUGACAAAGAUGACUUUCGAUCCCAAUCUGGUUUCAUAUUUUGUCUGAAUGGAGGAGCUGUGAGCUGGAAGAGCUCCAAGCAGAGUUCAGUUGCAGAUUCUACAACAGAGGCUGAAUACAUAGCAGCAGCUGAAGCAGUAAAAGAGACUGUUUGGAUUAAAAAGUUCAUUAGUGAACUGGGUAUAGUUCCUAGCAUUGAGAAUGGAAUCAAGUUGUAUUGUGAUAACGAAGGUGCUAUUGCUCAAUCCAAGGAACCUAGAUCUCACCAAAAAUCUAAACAUGUUGAAAGAAAAUUCCAUCUUAUUCGAGAAAUUGUUGGAAGACAGGAUGUAAUAAUAAGUAGAGUUGAUACCACGGAUAACAUAGCAGAUCCGUUGACUAAACCACUCCCUCAGCCGAAGCAUGAGAGUCAUACUAGGUCUAUGGGGCUUAAGCAUAUGGGAGAAUGUCUUUAG